This is a messenger RNA of Eptesicus fuscus (big brown bat), 2259 nucleotides long. RefSeq names its product YKT6 v-SNARE homolog (gene YKT6). Gene Ontology annotation, biological process: endoplasmic reticulum to Golgi vesicle-mediated transport. Gene Ontology annotation, molecular function: SNAP receptor activity. Gene Ontology annotation, cellular component: Golgi apparatus. Lineage: Eukaryota; Metazoa; Chordata; Mammalia; Chiroptera; Vespertilionidae. The transcript has 7 exons. Bases 134 to 730 code for a protein of 198 amino acids. The record is from RefSeq and is a predicted model, not a curated record.
CGGAACCGGAAGUGGACCCCGAGCCGGGAGGAGGAAGCAGCGUCGGACCCGUCAGCAGCCGGCGGUCUCGAGGGGCGGCGGCCGCGCUGCUCGCUGCUCGCCGGUCGGUCGGGCGGGCGGCCCCGGCGGCGCCAUGAAGCUGUUCAGCCUGAGCGUCCUGUACAAAGGCGACCCCAAGGCGGUGCUGCUCAGCGCCGCCUACGACGUGUCGUCCUUCAGCUUCUUCCAGCGGACCAGUGUUCAGGAAUUCAUGACCUUCACCAGCCAGCUGAUUGUGGAGCGCUCGGCCAAAGGCAGCAGAGCUUCCGUCAAGGAGCAAGAAUACCUGUGCCACGUCUACGUGCGGAACGACAGUCUUGCGGGAGUGGUCAUUGCUGACAGCGAGUACCCGUCCCGGGUGGCUUUCACCUUGCUGGAGAAGGUGCUGGACGAUUUCUCCAAGCAGGUGGACAGGAUCGACUGGCCGGUCGGAUCCCCUGCUACCAUCCACUACACAGCCCUGGAUGGCUACCUUAGUACCUACCAGAAUCCCCGAGAAGCUGACCCCAUGAGUAAAGUGCAGGCUGAACUCGAUGAGACCAAGAUCAUUCUGCACAACACCAUGGAGUCCCUGUUAGAGCGAGGCGAGAAGAUAGACGACCUGGUGUCCAAGUCCGAAGUGCUGGGAAUUCACUCUAAAGCCUUCUACAAAACAGCCCGGAAGCAAAACUCGUGCUGUGCAGUCAUGUGACCGUCGCCCGCAGGGCCCCCUUGCUGCAGUCCCCGUCAUUCCAUCAGAACCGUGGCUUCCGGAGACGCCUCGGCCACGGCCAGACCAGAGCACGGUCACCGUUCACUGGAGCUCCUGGAAGCGCCGAGGCAGCGGAGGGACCUGGGCUGGGGAAUGUUCAAAUUCAUAUUUCUGGUAAUUUUUGAAAAGACAAUUUGAGGUCCUCAGAGGUGUUUUGGGCCAAAUGAAACCGUAAACACUCCAUGACUCCUGCAGAUGCCCCAGGGCUCUAGUCUAACCUGUCUGUUUUGGUCCUCAGCAGCCUUUGGGUUUUACUUGCACAUCAACUGUGUUAACGCUUCAGUGCGGGGGUUCUCAAUCCACAGGGCUAGGGGUGGCAGAGCGCACACUGGGUUCUCCUGGGAAAGCCGCCCAGGGUCACGGGGGUGGGGGCAAGCAGGGCCAGGAGGAGACAGCCCGUGGGAUUCACAAGUUCUGAGCCACGGUUUGCAUUUCUGCUGAGACUGACUUCCACUGACGCCAUGGAGGUGGUGCAGGGGGCGGGGCACCUGUCUGACCUGCAGUUUGGCCUUGAACCUGGAUCCCAGGCAUGGGCCUCUGGCAGCAAAACUGUAUAGGCAACCGCCUGGGCCUGCGUGUCUUAGCAAGUGGCCUUCCCGUGGCCACUGUUACUGGGCAUCAAGAGCAGGUGCCAGCCAACCAAGGACCCAGCACCCCACUUGUCUGAGUGUGGCAGCCCCCCAUCCCUCCUGACCCCCCAGCCCCCCAUCCCUCCUGACCCCCCAGUCGCCCCAUCCCUCGUGAUCCCCCAGCCCCCCAUCUCUCGUGAUCCCCCAGCCCCCCAUCCCUCCUGACCCCCCAGCCCCCCAUCCCUCCUGACCCCCCAGCCCCCCAUCCCUCCUGACCCUCAGCAGCAGGAAACCAGGCCGCACAGCAGCCAAGGCGAUGGCCCAGUAGGGCCUGGGUCGUGCUGCCCUGUCCACACUGCCUCCUCGCUCUGCGUGCCACCUGUGGACGAGGCGCCCUUGCUGGGGUGGCGUCAGUGUGGUCUCACCGGGGGUCCUUCCUCGGGUGCUGGGUCUUGUCCGGCCCGAAGGUCCCACUCACCCAGCAGGAAGUGCCGCAGCCCCAAACCUCGCUUGGGCCAGAGGAUGGGAUCGGUGUGGCUCCUGAGCACCUGCCCCAACAGGUGCACCUGCCGGCUGCCUUUCCCCGGCACUGCUGGCCUCCCUGAGGUAGCUGUCUGUCCGUGUGACCUCUCCUGGACCCUGCCUUAGGGUGCAGGCCCAUCCUAUUCGUGGCCUCUGAGUUGGCUGUGACUCCACUUAGGACAGUUAGGUCAUGGAUGAUGGGGAGGACCUGGGUGUGGGUGGAUUUGGGAAGAGGGAGGGUGGCUGGCGGAGGCCCUGUGCCCGUGUGCUCCCUGUUCAUGUCAUCGGCUCAGAGUGUAUUUUAAUCGCUGCCUAACUUUUCUUGUGUUGUUUGAGAGAUUCCUAUCUGGAUAAAGUUGUCUUUUGAAAUUCCCAAAA